Molecule: messenger RNA, 1463 nt
Organism: Boeremia exigua
Lineage: Eukaryota; Fungi; Ascomycota; Dothideomycetes; Pleosporales; Didymellaceae
Product: life-span regulatory factor-domain-containing protein
Exons: 3
Coding region: 321-1214 (297 amino acids)
Source: RefSeq, a predicted model, not a curated record
ACUGUAAGUUUGCUGCUCUCUUCAUACAUUCUUCGUGUCACGACGGUUCCUUUGGUGCGGGAAGGAACCGUGCAUGCCUCGUCUUAUCUACGAGAUUAUAUUACCGAACCCUAGCCCUUUGCUAAUUCAUAGGCUGCAGGGCGAUCGAAGAUAACGAUUCUAAACAAAGACGCACGUCCUUCCGUCAUCUGCACUUCCAAGGGCUGUGCACUUACCGCUUCUUCGUAAUUCUCAGCUCGUAGCAAUUGCGCACCACGACGAACCGUGCGCGAUUUUGAGUCGUGAGGCUUUUAAUAAAUAUACAUACAUCCUAUCUCGACAUGGCUACCCAUCACGUCCGCCAUCCAUCGCAUCAUUCGAAGAAAGCGCAUCCAAACCACCCAAGGCCUUCAAAGCCCGCCCCUUUGUCGAAACGUUCAGCAUCUCACGGAAGGAAAGCUCAGUCGCACACCGCUCAGCACCGCGAAGUAGUUGAAGACGAAGACGAAGAUCCGAUGGCCGUGAGCUUUUUGAACUACUGCACUGUCUGCGAAAAGCAAAUCAUUGUACCAAGCAACUCAGUAUUAUAUUGCUCAGAGAGCUGCAAGAAGAAGGAUGCCGAGAAGAGUCUCACCUACUACGACUACUCACCACCAACAACACCCUUCUCCAACUUCACGUUUGACGACUUGCACUUCCAUGAUAUCAUCCCGCAGCGCUCGCCUACUCAAUCACACUCGAAGCGAAACUCCUAUGCUUCUUCGGAAGGUUCGAUAGAUGAAGACUAUCACCGCUCAGACUCUGACGCCUCCAACUACCUUCGCCAGUUCCAGAACAUCGCGAAUGGGACUGAUACAGUGCGACCCGUCCGACCUCGUUACGAGCGUGCAUCAACGUCGUCGGCCAACUUCAGUGCUGCGCCUUCCCUGUCGCAUACCCCCACAUCAUCGUACAGUUUCUCACUCCCUUAUACGCCAUAUACUCAAGCUUCCAACAACCGACCGCUUCCACCCAGGACACAUGGCUCGUCAUACGCAUCAAAGUCCAUCGACCUCGUCACCCCUAUGACUGGCCCUUCUAGUCCUAAGCAAUAUUGGCACAAGGCGCCACCGGUCUCGAGGACAUCUAUGAGCACUAUCGAGGGCGAGAUCAUGUACGCGAAAUCGCCUGUACCAUCGCUGUCGCCUGCCAAUGGGAGUCUUGGCCUACUGCUUGGGACGACACCCAGGCAGUAAAUCACCGCUUUAUUUCACAACACCAACCUUUACAUAUACGGAUUUUAAUAUAUCGUUCCGAAGAACUGCUAUGCAGGCGUAGCUUGGCAUGACAGCGUUGUCUUUACAAAAGUUAUUUAUCGAACAUACUAUGCGUAUCGCGCCAGUGCGGACGAGGGCAUGGAACAGGAAUUAGAUAGUCAUCACAUUAGCAAUACAGCAAGCACUCAACGUGCUACAUCCCAACUCAAUAACAAGCUGUCAAGCGUA